UAAUACAGUUCACAAAAAUCGAAUAUUUUUGGCGCAUGCGAUUCUUCUCCAUUUCAGGAAUUUUCCUGGAUAUGAGCGAACGGAUUCGUUCGAUUUUUACUGUGCUUAGCCAUGGCUUCUUCGGCAGCUCACUUGCAGAUCGACGGGAUGCAGAGGAAGGAGGUCCAAGUAGCAAUGGCGAAGGCCGUGGAGCUGAGGGCUAUUCAUGCUGCUCUGCUGCAAGGAAGCGGGAGUAGCCCGGCGGCGAUGAGGGUUCCCGCCGGCUCUUCGCCUCUUUCCAGAUUAUCGAACAACGCAGCUGAUGACUAUCCUGUGUUUACUCCGAGACAGACUUACGAAGAUAAGCCGUUGCCUGGGUAUCAGUUUAUCCGCCCUGAUCGAAGUCUUUCAGAAUGCUGGAGUGAAAUUAGGCUGGAAGGAGAACCCAGAGAUAAUGAGAACGUUCUGUCUGACACAAAUUCUGUGAAAAAUAAGUUUUCUUCUCUGAAAGAUGAUCAGCUGGCGUUUUUAACAAAUGAACAUUUAUCCAACAAAUCUUUUUGCAUAAACCACCAAAAUCCUAUCAUGCAAACUGCUCCAGAAGUUGAUGUCUACAAGUCUUUAAGUAGGAGAAGUGCCAUAGGAGAACUAAAAUCAGUGACAUUUAACACCACAAGCAACCUUGCAACAAUCAGUAUGGAGGUUGAUGCUGAGCAGAACAACCUCAAGAGUGUUAAUAACGUAACUCCUUCAGUCGAUACUCGUACUCCACUUCCGCCUCAAUCAAAGAGCAGAGGAACUACCUUUUCAUGGUUGUUUCAUAAAACAAAGAAGAAAAACAAACUAGAAAUGUCUCCAAAUGCAAAUGAAUCAGAAAACAUGCGCCAGAUUUUAACGGAUUGGGGAACAUUCUCACUUGAAACAUUGAAAAGGGAGUUGUUUGAGGCCAAUGAACGAAAAGAUGCAGCAUUGGCUGAAGUCGCAAAGACGAGGGCUUCUCUUGGUGAGCUUCAGCAAAAGCUAGAAACUUUAGAGUCCUACUGUGAAGAGCUGAGGAGGUCUCUGAAGCAGGCAGUUCAUGAACAAGGUAAGCAAGUUCUCAAUACAUUAAAGAGAACUAAGCCAAUUAAUAUUAACCACAGCUGUAAUGAAAACUCCAUGCCUGUUAGCCAUGAAGUAAUGGUAGAGGGCUUCCUGCAGGUAGUUUCUGAAGCAAGACUCUCCGUCAAGCACUUCUGCAAGGCUCUCAUUGACAAUAUCGAUAAAACUGAUAGCAGUUUACUGGAAAAAUUAAGCAUGCUUGUGCAUCCAAAUCCAUUAACUUUGGACAAAAAGUACCCAAAAGCUGAUCUGUAUCAUUUACAAGCUCUCAUAAAUCAGUCACUGCACCAAGAUUUUGAGAACUGUGUGUUCCAGAAAAAUGGGUCACCAAAGCUUCUUGACCCUCAUCAAGAUUGCUUGGAGAACUUCUCAUCUUUCGUCUCGCUUCGGAAUUUGAGCUGGAAUGAAGUUUUGAGGAAAGGGACUAAGUAUUACAGCGAUGAUUUUAGCUACUUCUGUGAUCAGAAGAUGAGCAGCAUUGUUUCUAUAUUGAAUUGGUCGAGGCCAUGGCCCGAACUGCUGCUGCAGUCAUUUUUCAUCGCUGCCAAAUGCAUGUGGCUGCUUCAUUUACUCGCAUUCUCCUUUAACCCCCCUUUGUUGAUUUUGAGGGUUGGUGAGAACCGAAGUUUUGAUCCACUGUACAUGGAAGAUGUUCUUAAAGGCAGGCAACAACGGACACAUUCUUUAGUGCAAGUAAAAAUCAUGGUGAUGCCAGGAUUUUAUGUGCAUGAUAAGGUUUUGAAGUGCAGGGUCUUGUGUAGCUAUGGGUAACUUUUAACAAAUUAUUCUUCUGAUUCUGGUAAUGCAUUUCAUAUUGUUUGUAUAUUUAUCCUUUCUCUUAUCAUAUUCUGCCAAGGGUGAGAAGUUAUCAAUUUUCUAAU
Phalaenopsis equestris is the source of this 1961-nucleotide messenger RNA. RefSeq names its product IRK-interacting protein-like. Bases 112 to 1851 code for a protein of 579 amino acids. Lineage: Eukaryota; Viridiplantae; Streptophyta; Magnoliopsida; Asparagales; Orchidaceae. The record is from RefSeq and is a predicted model, not a curated record. The transcript is spliced from 2 exons.